GUGUGCUGGACAGGUACAGAGGACGCAGUCUCCGUCCGUACCAGUAUCAAACGGAAUGAUCCGGGUUUGAGGAGGGUGAUGGACCUGUCAAAGCGAGCAUCAUCGUGGUCAGUGGAAGAAGUGUUGGAAUGGGUUAAAGAACAACACCCAGCACACAUGAGCACACUCCAAAAAGCCAUUAUCAAACAUGAUAUAUCAGGCCGUGCUUUGCUGAGACUGAAGGAGCAUCACCUGGAGCUUCUUGGAGUGGGCGAUGAGGAGCAGCAGCAGGAAAUAUUGCAGGACGUGCUGCUCCUCAGAGUUCAGGAAGAAAUCAAUGAUCUUGAUGGCAUCUGCUCCGACUGUUUUUCUCCCUAAAGGACAGCAAAAAUCUUCACAGAGAAUAAACCCAGCUGACUUUUUUUUAUUUUUCAUCCAUCCAUUCAUCUGUGUGAAGGAGAGUGAAAGGCAGGAGUGAUGGAAAUAACAAGAGAAGGUGAAAAGAAGGAGGGAUCGAUGAGGAGUGAGGAGAGGAAAGAAAACCCAUUUCCUGUGUGAAACCUGACCUGCGCAGAUAGAUGAGAUUAGUUUUUGUCUGGUUGUCUUUUUCUGAUCUCUGCUGUCCAUUAGUCUCUGUCUCUCUUCUUUCUCUGUAUUGCAUUCAAGCAUAGCAGUAUAAAAUUUCCAAACUCA
Messenger RNA from Melanotaenia boesemani (Boeseman's rainbowfish), 672 nucleotides. RefSeq names its product sterile alpha motif domain-containing protein 12-like. Gene Ontology annotation, molecular function: protein binding. Gene Ontology annotation, cellular component: cytoplasmic side of plasma membrane. Bases 79 to 357 code for a protein of 92 amino acids. Lineage: Eukaryota; Metazoa; Chordata; Actinopteri; Atheriniformes; Melanotaeniidae. Gene Ontology annotation, biological process: cell surface receptor protein tyrosine kinase signaling pathway. The transcript is spliced from 4 exons. The record is from RefSeq and is a predicted model, not a curated record.